Branchiostoma floridae (Florida lancelet) is the source of this 1606-nucleotide messenger RNA. Its product is annotated as cytochrome P450 7B1-like. Bases 365 to 1588 code for a protein of 407 amino acids. Gene Ontology annotation, biological process: cholesterol homeostasis; bile acid biosynthetic process. Gene Ontology annotation, molecular function: heme binding; iron ion binding; steroid hydroxylase activity. Lineage: Eukaryota; Metazoa; Chordata; Leptocardii; Amphioxiformes; Branchiostomatidae. The transcript has 9 exons. The record is from RefSeq and is a predicted model, not a curated record.
UGUAGCACCUACUAGUAGCAAAGUCCCAUGGUUUUUAGUUUAGGCCCUCUGACUUGAAUGAAAAGUUAUUUUCAGGCUAGAAGCCUAACUUGAGAAUUAUAACAUAUUCUCUGGUGCUCUUGAGUAAAUACAGUCCUUGGAACAAGGAGGGGAAAGGUCGCAGUGCAAAGGGCAUGUACACACCACAUGUACAGAGCUGCGGGGGAUGAAGAAAUAGCCGGCAGGCAGGUUAAUGCACCCUCGAUCCUAAAAUUCGCCUUUGAGACGACAUUUGAGGCGAUCAUUGGAGUUAGACUUUCAUCGCACAUGCGCCUUAACUGUGUUAGAGUCACACAGACUGACCUGCCUGCCGACCUACAGCAGGAUGGUGACAGAAUUGCUAGGCGUUUGUUUGGCCGUAGUCUUAGUCUUCGUGCUUCUACAGGUCACAACAAGGCGUAGGAGACCUGGUGAGCCUCCCCUGGAGCCGGGGCCUCUCCCGUACCUAGGCGUCGCCUUGGAGUUUUCCCGAAACCCCCUGGGCUUCAUCACCUCCCGCUGGAGGAAAUAUGGCGACGUGUUCACCGUGCGGCUGGCCGGCCACUACACCACCUUCGUCCUGGACCCGCACUCAUUCACUCACGCCAUCCGGAACAGCAGGGGUCUGGACUUCCGACUAUUUUCGUCCAAGAUAGCUCAUCGCGCCUUCGGGGUGCCUAUAUUCUAUGGUACACCCCGCGACUGGGUCCGAGCCGACAGUGAUGCGCUAUGGCCAAAGGAAUUACAGGGGCAGGGACUGGAUAAGGUCACAGAGGUGAUGAUGAGCAACCUGCAGUCCGCUAUGUUAGCCGCUACAGAUGUCACGGUGGAGUGGAACAAAGGAGAGCUGUGGUCUUUUGUCUACAGGAUCAUAUUUAGCGCAUCUUACAAGACGCUGUUCGGGAGACACAAAGAAGAAAAAGACGAGACAGCACUGCUGCUGCACGCCAUGGAGGAAUUCCAGAAGUACGACAAGAGGUUCCCAGAGAUCAUCUCCAACGUACCGUGGUGGCUCAUGGGACACACCAAGAAACGAUAUGAAUAUCUGAAGUCCAUGGUAUCUCCAGCUGGGCUCGGACAACGUGGCGUCUCUGACUUCAUCCGGAUGAGACAGGAGAUCUACGCCGACGCAAAUCUGACUCCGGACGAAAUAACGGCUUGUAACUUUGCAACCAUGUGGGCUUCGUUGAGUAACACCGUCCCUGCCGCCUUCUGGACCUUGUUCUACCUCCUGAAGGAUCCUGUCGCCAUGGCUGCCGUUAGGGCGGAAGUGGACCAGAUUUUGAAGGAAACUGGACAGAGUUUGGAAACUAUGAAGGAAGCAGGCAAGAUGAUCCACGUGACGAGGGAGCAGCUGAACGACAUGAAAUGCUUAGGUAGUGCCAUCAACGAGUCAUUGCGCAUGUGCAGUGCUUCUAUCAUCAUCCGUGUCGCCACCGAUGAUGCUGAACUGGCCUUGGAAUCCGGCAGUACCAUUCGUAUCCGCAAGGGCGACAGAGUGGCUCUGUAUCCGGGGUUUGUACACAUGGACCCGGAGGUUUUCGACGAUCCUGAGGUAUCUAUCGUAUGAUAUGCAUUAGCUUGAUAU